UGAUGGCCUCAAUCAAUCGAACAACCUGAACGACUACUGAAGGGGGCAAUCCGGCGGAAACGAAAAACUUUUUUAUUAUACCUUCUUCCUUCACUCACAACAUGAAAAUCCUGCUAACGAGUGCAGCAAUUCUGCUGGUUUCAUCAGCAGUUUUGAUUCUGGCCGAAACAAAUCAGUGGGGCCGCCGGAUUGCCGGAGAUCGACUGCUAGCCCGGAACACCAUCGUGAACAACUCCCUUCCUGUGCCCAUCAAAAGUACCGUUUACCAGUACGCACCCCCGGCGGGCGCCAUUCGACCGCCAAACGUGACCCACAUCCUGGCCCUCGAUAAUGUCCGGAACGGGUUGGGCGGUUUUGCGGCACUCAUCUCCGGCGGCAUUAAUCAAACGCGGGCCUCGCUCAAACUCUCCUCCCGGCCAAAUUUGGGAUUCAAUUUUACGGUUGAGAUUUACGGCAAAUAAAAUGGUCGACGGCGACGGCAGCCGGUUUUAGAUGAUAGAAGGGGUUACGAUGGCGGAUUCGGUACUUUUUGAUAUGGCACUGGGGAGUUUGGGUGCUACUAUUCCGAACGAAGAGCUUUUAGUGAUACUAGCGGAAAUGUUAUCAGUGAAAUUUGUUAGUGGUCCCGGAAUACUUGGAACAAUAAAUGGAAAAUAAAACAGGAA
This is a messenger RNA of Uranotaenia lowii, 665 nucleotides long. RefSeq lists its product as uncharacterized. The record is from RefSeq and is a predicted model, not a curated record. The coding region runs from base 102 to 461 and encodes 119 amino acids. NCBI's taxonomy places the organism in Eukaryota, Metazoa, Arthropoda, Insecta, Diptera, Culicidae. The transcript has 2 exons.